GUCGUGUGGAACUAUAUACACACACUUACAGCCUUAUCUCUGUCCUAGAGGCGUAGUAAACUCUCCAAACUCAACCUUCUGUCUGUACAGCUAAUCAUUGAUUGGAUCACUAGAACCAAUGCAGCUUGCAAAGUUUCUGGUUCAGUCUUUUCUGGGUUUUGACAAUCUCCAGAGACACACUGAAAACCUGACAUCCCCUCUGAAGGCCUUCAGCAUGCUGAGACACUAACCACAACUUCCUCUGUCACAACAGAACACAGUAGCAGGUGCAUCGACCAUGUAGCUGUAAGAAGACAAGUUCCUACAUACCCGCCAAAACUGCAAUGGGUUGCUGACUUUAUGCUGAGGAGCUGAAGACUUCAGGAGACAGAACAAAAAAGAAAUAAAGAAGAGCCCAGGGGAGUCAUCUUAUCCAAACCACAAAACAAAGAAUCAUUGAAAUGUCAAGAUUUUAAUGGAAAACCAAGUGCAUCUGGACAUGAGAGGAUUAUAGUUGUGCUGCUUGGUCCGUUUUCCCAGAGCUGCAAGAUUGCCAAUUUGAACAAGUUCUCAGACAAAAAGACAGUUCUUUGGAAAACAAAGUAUCACAUUCAGUGUUCUGUUGUGUUUUUGGCAUUUGACACUUGACAGGAGGUUAUUACGUUUGUUUACAAUCAGACAAUGGACUUGUCCGUGCUCUCUGUUCCAGCAAGUGAGUACAGCAAGCAGAGGACUGGCGUACCCUUCACUGUCCGUUCAGCAAGCUCACCCUCCUACCGCCUCACUCGCAGGCCUGGAUUUAGGAAACAAGCAGGUAUAUCGCAGGAGGUAAAGAGGACCACCAAGGAGGAUGAGGAAAGCCAGCCAUGCAGGAAGGAAGAAAGCAGCUAUUUUUUCACACACAGUGGCAUAAAGAAAGAGGACCACACAAUUCCAUGGUCCCAACGCACUCGUGAUACAGGUCAAUGUAAGGAGGAAACAUCAGGCCACAACAUAUUUACCAAGGUGAGCCAAAAUGAUGCAACACAGAGAACAAGCACAGUGUCCACUUUUGAUAGAAAUGGAAUUUAUAACCGUGUAUGUGAAAGACAGGGAAGAACAGAGUGGAGGUCACACAAUCUGCCAAGCAGAAGCAAAAGCUUAGAAUGGGGAAAAGGGAGAAGCGGCCCUGUUAAAGUUGACCCGCCAGUGUUGUCAAGCAAACCAGGAUGCUUCAUUAGUAAAGAGGCUGAAAGCAUAGAAGAAAGGAGGCCAGGAGACAGAGUCAACUGCACAAUGGGUGGGUUGGUGCCUUCAGUGAAGACCUAUGACCCCCCAUUGACAUAUCAAUCAUUGGGGAGGGUUAGUAGAGGUCAUUCUCUCCCUUCCAGGCUGAGGCCCCAAGUAAAUUCAUUGGGGGUCCCAGGAGGUCAGAGUAUAUCAGAGCGAAUAGAGAAACUCUACGGGUCUGCCGGGUUAUGUAGAACUGACAAUUCCAACAGAAUGAGAAACUCUACAACUGGGACAGACCAGUCCUUGUUAGAGCAGGAUGGACAAACUACCACCUCCUAUUGUAGAGGAAGACCCACAAAUGUCGACAUCUCCCCAAUUUCCAGACAGAAGAGGAGUUUGUCAUAUGAGAGGACAUCAGGGGGAACCUUCCCCCGGUAUUACUCAAAAGGUGACAAGGCCAGUACUAGUCCAGUCCAAAGUAGGAUAUCAUUCUUGACAACUCAUAAAGACAUAAACAGUUCGGGUCCUGGUAGUUCUGUUUCUUUAGGGGCAACAGAGAGAGCACCAGUGGGACAAUGGCAAGGCUAUAACCAGGGUAAACAUCCAGAGGAAGGGGAAACUUACUGGGACAGAAAGGGUUUGAACACUGGCACGAGGUCUCUGGAUAGGGCCAGGAGCAAAUUCACUGUAGCAGCUCAGAUUAGAGCUACACGGGCUGCAGAAGGAGUUAAUGGACCUCUACAGUCCAGCAGUUACUUAGAAAGAAGAUCAAAUUCAUUUAGAGAGCCAUCUGAGUUCAGAGAGAUAAGUAAGGAUGUGAUGAAAGAUGAUGAGGAAAAAGGUAGAAAAUUGCAAGAAAGACAUGCCCAUGAAAUCUUAAAAUCAGAGAGUGCUACAAACACAAAUGAUGUCAUACAAGAAGAACAAAAGAAGGAAGACCUUAACACUGAAGAAGAUGUAUUUGAGUCAAAUGCACAUAAAGUCACAUUGAAAACCACAGAGAAUAAGUUGUUUCCAGAAUUGUGGGCUUUUCCCUCUGCAGCCAGCGUGAGAAACAAGAUCAAUCAGUUUGAGGCUCUAACACAAAGAGCAACAGGCCAGUUACCGAUGCCAAUACGGUCUUUUUCUGUACCAGCACAAUUUACUGUGACCCAUGAUGGGGUGAAAAAGAGUGCAUCUGUAAAAGCAUUAGGAGGACUGAGAGAAAAGUGCGAUGCAUUGAAGGAAAGUGGUGAAGCAUGCAAUAAACCAGACAUGAAUGCGACCACAAAAGAAAAGAAGUUUGAGUCAGAAAAAGUGGAAGAUGAGAUCAAAUCUGAUACACAGGCAGAAGACAAAGAAGCUGAGAGAGAACCAAAACUGAAUUCUGUAGACAAGGUUGAGCUUGGGUUGGAAAAUCAAGAAAGACGAGAGAACAAUAUCAAGGAUAAGGAAGAAAAGAAAAUAAAGAGUGACAAUGAUUUUGUUGAUGAUCUUGGUAACUAUUCCAGACUUAACGACACAUGUGAGAUCCCUCCAGAUGGAGGAGCAGAGAGUCAAAGCAAUGAACAUGCCAUCAUAGAUGAGCCGGAUUUCUUCAGAGUCUCAAGCCCAGAAGAACCAAAUGACAGAGAUGUCAGCACCAAGAGUUCACCAUCCUCAUUUCAUGAUGCGUCCACCAGUUUGCUUCUUUAUCCUGAGGUCUUUGGUGAUCAGAAAAUACCUCCUUCUGGGAAUAUGUCACCAGUCAGUGAUGGUGACACGACUCCAACAAACCCUCCAAAUGAGUCACCCUUCCUUUUCAACAGCGCACAACCCAAAAAUACCCUUGUAGUUGCAGAAAGUAAAACUGAAAGCACUCCAGAUCUUACAGAUGAAGAUAAUACCACUGAAGAAGACCUCCCCUUGCCCCUUGCCUCCUCAUCUGACAAGAACUUCCCGGAUGUCUUCUGUCCAAUUGUCAGCACCCCUUCUGUGGACAGGGAGGAACAGGAUGCUCACAUCAGUGUUUGGGUAGCAGGCUUGAACUCAAAGAUUAAGAGCUGGAAAUAUGAAGAUGAUGACGACGAUGAUGACAGCACUCAGAAAGAUGAAGAUUCAAACUAUGACUCAGACUCUGCUGAGUCCUCGGUGACUAUCACUAGUACCACGAGUCACUCAGAUCGCAAGAGCUUCUGCGUCAGUCUUGCCGAUCUGUACAACUUUGCUGGGACUGACUAUGAGUCAGAAAAUGACAGUGAUGAAUGGCGCUCAACAAGUCGACGGUCUGCAUCACUGAGCUCAGACAUGUCCGCUCUAUCCUAUGUGUCUGUGCUGUCCACUGGGGAGCUUGACAGACUACUGGAGGAUGUCAGAGGACUUGAAGACAGCACACUGGACUGUGAUGAUGUUCAGGUGGUGGUUCUCCAUAAAGAGAUGGGUGUAGGAUUGGGCUUCAGUUUGGCAGGAGGUGUGGACCAGAACAAGCCUAUUACUGUCCACAAGGUGUUCCGCACAGGUGUGGCAGCCCAGGAGGGCUCUAUCAAGGAAGGGGCCCAGGUCUUAUCAAUCAAUGGCACAGUACUAUGUGGCUAUGCCCACUGGGAAGCCUUGAGGAUUCUAAGGAGGACAAAGACCCGUGAGCUGGGUGUAGUGGUCCUAAGGAGGGGAGAAGUUUGCCAUACCCCUAAGAAAGGGGCAGAGGCAAACAAUCUAGAACCAGUACAGGCGCAGUUCCUUGGAACAGGGCGACAUGUCUAUUUGCGCCUGGAAAAGAAUGACAGGGAUCUAGGCUUCAGUCUGGAAGGAGGUGUGGGCUCCAGUUUGGGAAACAGGCCACUCAUCGUGCAGAAGAUCUUCCUGGGAGGUCCGGUUGACAAGGUGUGUCCUGGUGAUGAGGUGCUGGAGAUUCAGGGUGUGAAUGUGGUGGGGAUGAGACGCCUGGAGGCCUGGGCUUUCAUCCGAAGACUGCCGCCUGGGCCUGUGGAUGUAGUACUGCACCGACCUUUCAAACGCUCGGAACAAUAGCUUCUUACAGUGUAAAGAUCUGUUUAAAACGAGUCAUUAUGAUGAAAGUCAAACAAUAAAUGUAACAAUCCUCAUGACCUAGUUAAAUCACAACAAGGUUUUUAGCAACAGUAUUUUAGAAGUAGUACCUAACUUUAAGAGCUACAUGUUCCACAAUGACUGGGCUAAGUGAAGAAAAUGUAUGUAUGUAUGUAUGUAUGAAUACAUAUGGAUGGAUGGAUGGAUGGAUGGAUGGAUGGAGGUUCAUAUACAUAAUUUAGUCAAGUUAAACUCUGUAAUAUGAUACCUUUACAUGAAACCUGCCAACGCUAUUGUACAUGUUAUAUAUUAUGAAUAGAAACUAACUGUAUUAAGAGUUUAUUUUGCUUUUUAAUAAAUCCUAACUCAAACUUG
Molecule: messenger RNA, 4569 nt
Organism: Thalassophryne amazonica
Lineage: Eukaryota; Metazoa; Chordata; Actinopteri; Batrachoidiformes; Batrachoididae
Exons: 7
Coding region: 661-4176 (1171 amino acids)
Biological process (GO): leukocyte chemotaxis; induction of positive chemotaxis
Molecular function (GO): CD4 receptor binding; cytokine activity
Source: RefSeq, a predicted model, not a curated record